AUGAGCCAGCGAGAUGCAUCCGGAGAGUCGCUAGAGGACUUUGCGGUAAAUGGAUCGACGUUUCGGGAAAUAGCGCACAAGUUAUGGGAGCAUUUUGGGCACCACGUGAAAGGGCGAGCUGUGAAACACAAUGGAAUUUGGUCACUUGAACCUCCUGCUGAAGACCAAUGGCAAAAGAUGAUGCAGCUUAAACUCAAUAAGCAUCUUGUCGACAGCACCAAGACAGAGGCCGCCUGGAACCAGUGGCUUGUUUCGUCACGGGGUAAAACUGUCAAGCUUCUAAUAUUUAAGUACGGAAUGGCACUUACUAAAGCGAAGGACUUGGAUAAUUUUGAGGCAACGUGUAUCCGCCCACGAGAAACUGAUCGUGCUGGAGCUACUGCUGAGGUUUCUCUUCGUGAAGUUGCAAACGAACUAGAAGCACAUUGGGGGUCCCGGUUUCAAGCCACGACCGUAACGUGGAGACUGUGGGCAAACCAUAUAACCCGAAAUCUAAACCGUUCGAACUGGAGGGAAAAACUUUUGCAGCCCCCACCAGUUCACAUCGUUCAGUUGUUACGGGCUUCGGCUACGCAAGUGGAACAAAGGAUGGCAAAUCUUACUCGAUCAGCUCGUAUGGCUCAGGACUGUGUGGUUGGGUCGCUGGCUGCCUAUGAAGCUCUGCAUCAAGAAUGGACUGCAUUUGGUGAACGCUCACAACGAGACUGGGCUGCAUUCGGUCAACGGUUAGCCGCUCACAAAGAAAACUUGACGUCAAAACAGAAUGCGAUUGAUGCAUUUCUGGGGGAUCUGGAGCUGAUACCUAUUGCGGAGGUGGUUGACCCUCUUCCACUCAUCGAGAAUAUUGACGACUUCGAGCACGCGGAGUAG
Messenger RNA from Phytophthora nicotianae INRA-310, 870 nucleotides. RefSeq lists its product as hypothetical. The record is from RefSeq and is a predicted model, not a curated record. The coding region runs from base 1 to 870 and encodes 289 amino acids. Lineage: Eukaryota; Oomycota; Peronosporomycetes; Peronosporales; Peronosporaceae. The transcript has a single exon.